AUGAAGCUGAACAAGAUGGCAUUUCAGUUCUCUUGUGCCUCUACAGCUAAAGUAGAUUGUAGUCUGCUCUUGAAGAUACCAAGGAUGGCAGAUGUGAAAUAUUUAAAUACAGACAACUUUUGUCAGGGAUUCUACUUUUUUCAGGAAUUAUGUCAGUCAGUCUAUGACAAGAAUAAAUCUCAGGGAGAGAGUACCUCAGAUUUGCCUGCAGAAGAUGGUGAAGAAGCAGAAGUUGCAGGUGAAAUGAAGUCACUUAAAGACUGCGUUCCAGUGGAGAAGAUACUUAUAGUGGGCCAUGGAGCGGCUCUGAAGCAACUCUACACUCACAUUCACACAACUCUGGGGUGUAAGUUGCCAGGCGAUCCAGACGUCCUGAAUUCCAUCUCACCAAAUACGGGGAUAUCAGAGUACUUAGUUCAAUAUUCUCCAAAGAAGUAUGUUAUGCUCUGCCAACGAAUUCAUGAUGGAGAACACUUGAAGGAUCUCUAAUGAUGUUGGACUUCAGGAAUGUCUUAUUGCACGUGCAACAGUGGCCUUCAUCAGCUGCAAAUCUGGAAAAUGCCUUGUAAUCUUUCCAUGUCUUAAUAUUAUCAGUAGUUGUUUGAUGGAAAGACUUUAGCCGAUGGAUGUGUAGGGGGAUUGCAAUGGUUGUGUUUUGAGUGAUGUAAUUGUAUUAAAUUUUUUUGUGAAAUUUAUUAAUAAUGGUAAUUAUGAAA
Molecule: messenger RNA, 716 nt
Organism: Penaeus monodon (black tiger shrimp)
Lineage: Eukaryota; Metazoa; Arthropoda; Malacostraca; Decapoda; Penaeidae
Product: fructose-2,6-bisphosphatase TIGAR-like
Exons: 4
Coding region: 1-489 (162 amino acids)
Biological process (GO): negative regulation of glycolytic process; positive regulation of DNA repair; fructose 1,6-bisphosphate metabolic process
Cellular component (GO): cytosol
Molecular function (GO): fructose-2,6-bisphosphate 2-phosphatase activity
Source: RefSeq, a predicted model, not a curated record